GCUCAUUCAAGUGUCCAACUUUUGUCGGAGCGGUCGCAUCGGUACGGAUAAAUUCACACAACGUUCAGAGUCCGCUGGCAGUCAGCAAGUGCGGUACAUACAUAGUACAUACAUACAAACAUAUAAACGACAGCGCCUACUAGGCUAUUGUGUGUGUAUAAAGUGGCUAUAUACAUAUGUUUGUAGAAUAUAUAUGUAUAUUUGUGUCGGUGUUUUUGUAUCAUAGAAAAUACGCGCGCGUGUGUGUGUGCAUAUGUUUAUGGCAGUGUUAUAAAAAAACAGUGUUUCGCCUAUAGAUGCAUAUACACAUAUCCAUAUAUACAUUAUAUAUGCAUAUCGCAGCAGAUCGUUUGGCGUUAAUGUGCAACUGCAUAUAGACACUGUAUAUAUGUACACACUUAGGUGUGCGUGUGUUUAUUCACUAACAACUGAACGCUAUUGAAGGCGCUACUCAACGCGCUACACUGCCGCUGUUGUUGUUGUACUUGUUGUGGUUAGUGCUUUUGUUAUUGCGCGGCUACAGCUGCCUCGUCACAGCGAUUUUGCCUCUACUCAUACGUACGUACUUAUGUACAUAUGUAUAUGCGCUUCGCUUGCUCGUAAUCAGCGCUGUUAUAGCCGUACGCGAAGCCCCGCUGCCUGUGCCGUUGCCAUUGCCAUUGUCCGUCAACUAGUCGCAGCAUUGCUACUGUGCUGUCUUGCCACCGUCGGGCAAUCGAUACCCGCUGACUGUGGUCUGCGUGCCGUGAAAGACCAUCAUCAAAGCCAACGGUGAGCGCGAGUGCUCGUUUUAAUGUACAUUAAUACAUACAUAUGUAUAUACAAACAUAUUUAAGUAUAUAUAUGCAUGUGCGUAUGUUUGUAGUGCGUAUGCUCGCUAAUAACGUCUAAUUGCAAAUAAUACGCCAAAAGCAAGUUGUGUCGAAGGUGCGCGGAAGCAAGUGUGCAAACAUAUGCGUAUAUUUGUAUUUACUGCGCUCACAUACAACACAUUAUCUCUUCGGCGCGUAUCAAAACAAUUAAUAAAUAAUAAACAACAACAAAAACACGAAAAGAAAACAAAAUUAAAAUAUUUUGCAAUUAACCGGCAAAAUAAAAACGCAAACAAGUGAAUUUUCGCCGAUAAAUUUUUCGAUAAACACAACAAAUGUCAAGUAGUGCAACUGUGCUGCUAAUCAAAACAAACACGUCGCAAACUUGCAGCUAAAACAAACACUGCAUUGUAGUUGUCAUUAGGAAAUUUGGUGAAAUUAAGAAAAAAGAAACAAAAAUAAAAAUAAAAACGUUAAAAUUAAUUGACACACACAAAAUGAAGACUCCACGCGGCGCUAGCGAGUCGUCCACGACAUCUGACAACACAACCGAAUUCAUUGAUAUCGUUAAGAAGUAUGAUGUUGUUUACAAUACACACAAUCCUGAUUAUAAAAAUGUCGAAGUGAAAAUGAAGGUUUGGUCGCAAAUAGCCGAGGAGAUUGGCCUGUCUGUCGAUGCAUCGAAGCGAAAAUGGAAAAAUCUACGCGACAGUUACACCAAAUAUUUGCGUUCUUUUCGGAUCGGUACGAAGACAUCGAAGAAAUAUCAGUAUUGGGCCCAUGCCGAUCAUAUGGAUUUUCUGAAACCUUAUCAGGGACCCGGCAGCAUUUCGGCCUUUGGCCAUUCUUUCAGACAUUCGAACGGCAACUCGAAUAGUAGCAACAGUCACAAAACCAAUGAGGAUACCGAGGAUACGGAGUGUGAUUUCGGUUUUCAAGUAUUGACUAAGGCCACAGCUACUAACUCUUCAUCGGAUGAUGAUAUAAAAUUUAAUGCCACAGGUACAAUGCCAACAAGCACAACGGUACAAACACCAGCAGCGCCAGCACCACCACCGCCGCCACCGCCAACGUCACAAACAACAGUAGCGACCAUUCCACCAGCUGUAUGCAGCACGAUAACAAAUACAACGCUGACAGCUGUACCAACAACACACAAUCCGAUUCCCGCACACUUUCCUAUCACAGCGAUGGUUUCAGUACCUGCAGCAUCAGCUGCUUUUUCGCCCAACAAUUCAGCUGCAAUUAAUUGCAUUGCUCCGAGCAAUAAUAUUGCAGCCGCCGCUUCGGUUGCAGCGCUUACUAACAAUUGUAGUGGUGCGCCAGCAGUGACCGCAACAGCCGGUGCACUUGUGCUGCCAGUGCCAUCAUUGCCAACUGUACAAUUACCACCCGUACAGCCGAUGAACAAACCGCUUUUGGGUCCGAUCUCAACUAUGGGUCCUACCAAUAUGCCACCAGCGCAGAUAUUUCCGUUGCCGCCACUGGCAAAUGUACCAAAACCAACCGCACUGAUGCCAGCUAGCAGCGCUGCCAGUAGUGUGGGUUGCUUAAUUAUUGAACCACAAUUAUUUGCCUCGGCAGAUACGUUCAAGAAGGAGCUAAGCGCUCCAACUAUUGGUUUAUUCCAUAAUAUAACAUCACCCGCAACGACUACCGCCGCUACGGCACGCAUCAAUCCACCGCUGAUAUCGAAAAUACGUCGUGUGCAGCCAUCGCCACAAACAGCAGCGAUUAAUCUGAGCUUUAGUGCAACACAAGCACAACAAACGGCGAAUAACAGCAGCAGCAACAACAACAACAAUACGCUUAAUAAUAGCAACAAUAAUAAUUGCGGUCAACCGCCACCGGCGAAGGUGCGCAAAACAAGUGAUCGUGCUGAGGUCGAUAUUUCAGCAAUAUUGCAGGCGAAUCGCGACUUAGAUGCCAAUACAUUAUUUUUCCUCAGUUUGGCGCGUAUGGUACGCGCAAUGCCAACCAAAUUCCAAUCGCUUGCGAAGAUGCGUUGCAUGCGUAUUGUCAGCGACAUAGAAUUGGAGCUGGAGAAUGUAAAUGAAUGUGGUGGCAUGCCAUCACACGAUGAUUCACACGCUGGAAAAUUUUGUAGCAUAGAUUCAUCGCCCUCCCCUCCGGAUGGCGCAACCAUUAUACCAAGUAAUCCAGUGUCAGACAGUGGACCAACAGAGCACUUCGUUUAUGUGAUGUCGCCAUCACGUGUGGAGAGCAUGAUUGAUAUUUCAUCCGACGAAGAUGGCACCAUGAAUGGCAAUUAAUUGGGUACAAAUAUACAUAACUCAAUAAAAUAGUGAAAUGUAAAUAUUUUAUCAAAGAUACUCAGAAUAAAAUUAAGUUCAUUUUAAAAAUA
Molecule: messenger RNA, 3177 nt
Organism: Bactrocera neohumeralis
Lineage: Eukaryota; Metazoa; Arthropoda; Insecta; Diptera; Tephritidae
Exons: 3
Coding region: 1310-3085 (591 amino acids)
Biological process (GO): regulation of transcription by RNA polymerase II
Cellular component (GO): nucleus; transcription regulator complex
Molecular function (GO): DNA binding
Source: RefSeq, a predicted model, not a curated record